AUGCAGCCUUUCUACCAGCUUUUCAGCUUGUUUCAGGUCAGGGGAAUGAUAAAAUUUGCCAUUUCUCUUGUGACCAAUAGCAUUUCAGCCUUUUUUAAUGUGUAUUUGGAGCUUAUCUUGCAGCCACCUACCUCUGAAAACCAUUUUCUUUGGCCUGUGUUUAGGUUAUUUUUCCCUCCUCUAUUCUUAACUUCAUUUUGUGUUUCAGAACCCCUUGUAUCUUUUUUUUUUAAGUUCAACAUAAAUCACAUUUUUUAUAAAGAGACUCUUUAUUUUCUUCCCGACUUUCUGGGAUGUAUCAAUUCCUGA
This is a messenger RNA of Rangifer tarandus platyrhynchus (Svalbard reindeer), 309 nucleotides long. NCBI's taxonomy places the organism in Eukaryota, Metazoa, Chordata, Mammalia, Artiodactyla, Cervidae. The record is from the annotation of a GenBank genome assembly.